AUGCGUCCCGGCCGCUUCGUCUGUGUGGGUAUCCCACUCGUCCUAACCAUAGGCGCCAUCAUCGCUUUCAUGGUCGCCACGCUCUCGGGCAUCACCCACAACGGCCUGUUCAUCUUCAGCAUCGAUCUCAGCAAGUUCGACCUAGACACCGACACCCUCUCUAGCCUAGCCAGUUCCCUCGGGCUCGACCUGCGUCGCCGCGCCGACAGUUCAUCAUCAUCGACGGGCCUGACCGCCAGUGACCUCGGCCUGGGUGAUGAGUACGAGAUCAGCCUCUGGGGUUACUGCGAGAUCGACUCGGACGGCAACCGCGACUGCACCAAGGGCGAGUACAACUGGGCCUCGAAGCACAUCCGCAGCGACUUCCUCGACAACCUGGGCAGCGUCUCCGGUGUCAACAUCACCCUGCCCGACGAGCUGAACACGGCCCUCAAUGUCUUCUGCACCAUCACUCGCUGGACUGAGAUCGCCUUCAUCGCCUCGCUGGCCUCGCUGGGCGCCGUCCUGUUGCUCGGCAUCUUCGCCAACUGCACCCGCAUCAUGUCGUGCGUCACCUGGCUCGUCGGCCUUGUCGCCAUCGCCCUGUCCAUCGCUGCCGCCGGCCUGGCUACGGCCAUGGCCACCGUCGUCGUGGCCGCUGUCGAGUCCCAGGCCAAGGCCUACAACGUGACCGGCAAGAUCAGCGCGGGCUACCUCGCCUGCGUCUGGAUUGGCGUCGCCUUCGUACUCGGCGCUACCCUCUUCUGGCUCUUCUCCAUGUGUUGCUGCAAGCCCGACCACGACAGCCGCCGCAGCCGCCGCCGCGGUGACUCGGUCGACGACGCCGAGAAGCUCAUGCCUACCGGCACCUAUAUCCCCGUCGGCGGCAACACCACCUCCAACCACCACCGCGACGACUCGGGCGAGAUGAUCACUGCCUAUGGUGGUGCCGCUGCCGGUACUGGCGCCGGUGCCGCUGCCUCUUACCACAACCAGUUCCAACCCACCUAUGGUGAGGGAUACAGCCAUUCGCCCUCGAUCCGCUCAGACGGCGCCUACGAGCCGUAUAAGCAUCGUGGUUGA
Geosmithia morbida is the source of this 1062-nucleotide messenger RNA. RefSeq names its product SUR7/PalI family. Gene Ontology annotation, cellular component: plasma membrane; cell cortex of cell tip. The record is from RefSeq and is a predicted model, not a curated record. Bases 1 to 1062 code for a protein of 353 amino acids. Gene Ontology annotation, biological process: fungal-type cell wall organization. NCBI's taxonomy places the organism in Eukaryota, Fungi, Ascomycota, Sordariomycetes, Hypocreales, Bionectriaceae. The transcript has a single exon.